Letharia columbiana is the source of this 1299-nucleotide messenger RNA. RefSeq lists its product as uncharacterized. Bases 1 to 1299 code for a protein of 432 amino acids. The record is from RefSeq and is a predicted model, not a curated record. NCBI's taxonomy places the organism in Eukaryota, Fungi, Ascomycota, Lecanoromycetes, Lecanorales, Parmeliaceae. The transcript has 3 exons.
AUGGCAGCUUCCCCGCCCGACGGGGAUUUUGUGUAUCCAGACCCCUCCCUUUUUGGUAUUAAUAUGCCGCCGCCGCCUCAUUCCCACCCUUACCCCUCAACCCUUUCCUCGGGGCCUAACCCCCAUGCUGCCCCCGCUCCAGCACCAGCCCCCAUCGCUGGCCCUUCUCCCGCUCCGCGCCUAUCUGCUAGGGGACUGCAGCCCUUUCCGGCGUUGUUUUCUGGGCUACAGGCCCCAAUCGAGCUCACCAACGUGGCCGAUAUCGCCUUUUGGGAUAAGCAAUUGCUGUUGUCGUUCGAUCAUAGCCGCAUCGGCCUUCGCAACGGCCAGCAGGGUAUACGCAAACACUCGUCGGUGAGCCGCUACAGCAGAGAUCAACGUGUUGAAGACAAUUUGCAUCUGGCCACCAUAGGCUUCGAACCUGUGAACAAGAGUGAUGAGGCACUGUUUCUGUGGAAGUCCUAUCUAGGGGCCCACAACUUGGCAUCAGUGAAUACCGUCGGCACUGGCCUGCCAGAUGCUCUUCGUCACCGGGGAGGUGCCAGACAAGCGGUAGUUUUUUUGGCUGCGAGGGCUCUUGGUCGUACUGUGACGGUCGGACCUCCAGCAGUGACCGCCACAGUAGGGGUUCCACAAGCGGCAGGUGGACCACCUUUCACGACAGCAGGCGGGUUGGCCGAGAGCGCUACUGUUGGAUUAGGAGGAGCUGGCCCUUCCACCGCAGCUUUCAGGGCUGCUCCCAGUGGUCCUCACGAAACGCCUCGUAGAGAAAAUCACAGGACACUCAUGACCCGCCAGGUGGAAGAUGCCAUCAUCAGUGCGGCGCUGAACAACGAUGAGACCCUCCUGCUGGCAUUGCACUACCGCAGGGAGAAUCUGCCAGAUCGCUCCAGAGAAUCUGACAGGACGGCGAUCACAAGGCUCGCUGUCCAAUUCCUUGACUUCGCACGACCACGUGCGAGCGCUCCUGAAGCCUUGAUCGAGCUCGCACGAGCAAGUUGGGACGUAGACGCGGCUCUUGACAGAUGGGACUCCAACAACGGCGACGGCGUUGAGAAUGACGAUGGAGCGGAUGAUCAGAACAACGAAGGCCAGCCACCGAAGAAGAAACAACGGCUCCAUGAUACUGAUGCUGCAGAUGAGGAGGAGGAGGAGGAGGAGGAGGAGGAGGAGGAGGAGGAGGAGGAGGAGGAGGAAGAGGAGGAAGAAGUGGGCAACGGAAAGGGGAAAGGGAAGGGGAAGAGCAGUUUGAAGGGCAAGCAGAAGGGCAAGGGGAAGGAGAAAGAAGCAAACGAGUGA